AUGGCGGGCAUCGGUCUUAACGUCUAUGUGCUGGUCAAGUUAAAAAAGAUUGCACGGUGCGAAGGUUUUAGUAGUUUAAAAUAGUCAUUUAUAGAUUCUUUCUGAUUAAGUCCAAUUUAUUGAAAAGGAUCUAAACUACUUCCGAUUAUUACGUAAUUACCGUAUGAAUAAUUAUAGUAUGAAUUCGUUUCGAUUCGAGACCUCCUCAGCCUUGCCAUUAUGUGCCAUGUCAAUUUGUGAUUCGAUCUGUUUGUUGGCUCUGUUCUCCCAGGCCAUGUUCCAUGUUGGAAUCCGAGCAUUGGCCCGAGAGCAUUCAAGCCUGGGGGCAUCUUUAUUCUGCAAAGUAAGUCAUCUCUCUAAAAUCAAAUAAAAAAAUAAAUUGUUAUAAGGAAACGGUUUCUUUUUAUCAAAAAUUAAAUUGUGAAAUCAAAUAUUCGUACAUGUAACGGAUGAGUUCUUUAGGUGGACAUGUAUCUUCUCCACACGACGUCAUCCUUCUCAGUCUGGUGCUGGCUGAUCCUCUCAGUUCUCAGGUAUACAGCAGUCUUUCAUCCUUUUAAAUAUCGUACCAUCUGGAGACAACCAAGAGAUGCUUUGGCAAUCACAGCCAUCGUGAUUUCUCUCUAUGAGACUUGGAUAUUGUACACAGUCGAGUAUCAGGAGAAGACUCAAAGUUGCAGUGAGGAGAAACAAACAAGUGCUACUCAGGUGGAAAUUAUAUCCAAAUUUUAUUUGGUCUUUUGCAGACUGCCCACAUGAUGGACAUCUUUCUGUCUUAUGUCAUCCCCGCAUUUAUUCGAAUAGUCUUCGAUGGGAUCGUUCUUUGCCAUUGCUAUCGUCCCGAUAUGGUUGAGGUUCCUAUCCUUCAACGUCGGUGUGGAAUAUCUGCACCCUCUGGUAUUCCACCUGCCCCUACUGACCCAAAUCAACCAGUGAAUAUGAAUCUGGCACUUAGCUUGUCCAAACAAAACUCUUACAAAAACCAAUCACAACCAGUACAAAAGAAGGCGUCCAUGAUCAAGAGGUCGUUAAUAAUAUCAGUUGUCAACUUAUGUUGUAAUCUUCCUUCUCAUAUCCUCAGAGGAAUGCUCACCGUCGACGAGUCGCAUAAAACAAUUCCAGAGCGAUGGAUGAUGCUUCUCGAAGGUAAAUAAAUACAUCCAACAGAACAUAAUCGUAUUUUCAGGAGUCAGUCAAUUACUGUAUUUCGGGCAGUUCACUUGUAAUGCCUUUUAUUUGAGUACUACAAUAUACGAGACAUCAACAGUGCCGACCAGACCGUGUCAUGUAUUGACAAAACAACAAUCAAAUUCUUCGACAAUCACUUCAUCGACGAAAAACAACUUCUUUGCCGAAUAUGUUUAA
This is a messenger RNA of Bursaphelenchus xylophilus (pine wood nematode), 1365 nucleotides long. The record is from the annotation of a GenBank genome assembly. NCBI's taxonomy places the organism in Eukaryota, Metazoa, Nematoda, Chromadorea, Rhabditida, Aphelenchoididae.